AGAUCAUUUAAGAGGAUGAAGGUCUCAGACGGAGAGGAGUCCUCUUCCAAGCCUGGAGAAGUAGCACAAGUGCAGCAGAUGAUCCAGGAGCUACAGGAUCCUGAGCUGAGGAGGUUACGGCAGCGGUCAGUGGAUGUGACUCUGGAUCCUGAUACAGCACACUGCAAGCUCAUUGUGUCGGAGGACAGGAAACAAGUGAGCUAUGGAGACAUACGGCAGAUUCUCCCUGACCUCCCAGAGAGGUUUGAAUGUUAUCUAUCGGUCCUGGGAAAGGAGGGCUUCUCCUCAGGGAGAUUCUACUUUGAGGUUCAGGUGAGAGGGAAGAUUGAAUGGCAGGUAGGAGUGGCCAGAGAGUCCAUCAUCAGGAAGGGCCCAACGGCUGUAAGCCCUGAGGGUGGACUCUGGGCUCUGUAUAUGAAUAGGAAUAAGUAUAUAGCCAAGGACACACCCCAUAUGCACCUCUUCCCGAGUCAGAAACCCCAGAAGGUGGGGGUGUUUGUGGAUUACGAGGAGGGUCAGAUCUCCUUUUAUGAUGUAGAAAACAUGUCUCAUAUCUACUCUUUCACUGGUUGUACCUUCACUGAGAAGCUAUAUCCAUACUUGAACCCCUGUGAUAAUGAAGAGGGUCCAAACUCAGCCCCAUUGGUCAUCUCUCCUGUCAAUCACACUGACUGAAUUGGGGUCCAAUAAGGCAGAAGUGCUGAUAUUGGGCUGUUUUUCAGGGGGUCUGCCAAGUAGUCGUACACCAACUUUCAUAAUAUCUAGGGGUUUAACAUCAUGUCAGAAACUACAUCAACAUGAUCAUCUGAAGCAUGACUGCAAUAUAUCUAACGUGGUGUUCAAUGAUUGGUUCAUUUGUGCAGCAUGACUUCUUUGCGGCCUGUUUAGACCAUGAUGUUUGAUAUGGUUUUGGUGUUAAAAUCAGAGGAUAAUGCUUGAAAUCUGAUCUACAGUAGAAUAUGUUUUAGUUUGUGUCUUUGUUCCCAUUUCUUUCCCCCAUGUUUCAGUAUAUUGUGUUGAGACGUUGUUUGGAUUAAUUUGGGAGUAUGUAGUGAAUUAUCCAAAUCUAGUACAAUGCAUCCAAUUUCUUGUGAGUUUGUUUUCAUUGUAUGUGGUCAAUGUCAAAUAAACAUAAAUACAGUGAAUAAAUGUUUUGUUCUUGUUUUU
Messenger RNA from Oncorhynchus keta (chum salmon), 1167 nucleotides. RefSeq names its product E3 ubiquitin-protein ligase TRIM69-like. Gene Ontology annotation, molecular function: protein binding. The record is from RefSeq and is a predicted model, not a curated record. NCBI's taxonomy places the organism in Eukaryota, Metazoa, Chordata, Actinopteri, Salmoniformes, Salmonidae. Bases 16 to 675 code for a protein of 219 amino acids. The transcript has a single exon.